Cyprinodon tularosa is the source of this 1974-nucleotide messenger RNA. RefSeq names its product 1-acylglycerol-3-phosphate O-acyltransferase 9, like (gene agpat9l). NCBI's taxonomy places the organism in Eukaryota, Metazoa, Chordata, Actinopteri, Cyprinodontiformes, Cyprinodontidae. Gene Ontology annotation, cellular component: endoplasmic reticulum. The record is from RefSeq and is a predicted model, not a curated record. Gene Ontology annotation, biological process: triglyceride biosynthetic process. Gene Ontology annotation, molecular function: glycerol-3-phosphate O-acyltransferase activity.
CUUUGUUCAAAUAGUAAAUGGGCGUGUUUGUUCUCUGUGAACUGCAAUCCUGCCCACACAAAGACAGAACAUGGAGUAAAGCAGGGGACUAUCCAAGCCACAGGGAAGGUGAACCUCAGGGAAUAAGGAGAAAGAUGGAGGAUUUCUGGGCAGGGGUCCUCUGGGCCCUAAGGAUUUGGCUCUACCUCAUUAUCAGUCUCAUCAUGAUCCCAGCCAUGUUUGGAUUUUCUCUGGGCAUCUCUGAGACCUACAUGACCAUCUUGGUGAAGACCUUAGAGUGGGCCACUCUGAACAUACAGAAAGCAAAUGCAGAAGAAGAAAAGGUUAAUGCUUCUGCAUCUAAUGGACUCAUUCAAAGGGAAGGCGGCUCUAUGGAGAAAGAGCUGGAGGAGCUGAUACGCAGUAGACCCAAACCGCCAGAAGGAGGGGACUUCACGCUGAGUGACUGUUUCUAUUUCUCUCGAAGGGGAAUUGAAAGCAUUGUAGAUGAUGAGGUAACCCAGCGGUUCACCUCAGAAGAACUGGUAUCCUGGAAUCUACUGACGCGCACCAACAAUGAUUUCCAGUACAUCAGUCUGAAGCUAACACUGGUUUAUGGCCUUGGUAUCUUUGUGCGAUACUGCAUCCUCGCCCCGCUUAGGAUCACACUGGCCUGCAUCGGCCUGACCUGGUUGGUAAUUGCAACUGCCGUUGGAUUUCUUCCAAAUUCCAGGGUAAAGUUCUGGCUCAGUGAGUGGGUCCAUGUUAUGUGCUACAGAAUCUGUGCUCGAGGGCUGUCUGCUACUAUUCACUACCACAUCAGGUAACCUGUCAUUAAAUGCUCUGCUACCAUAUCUCUGAAGUGUGCGUUUUUGACUGUGCCAAACCGUCUUAUUCAGGUGGGUCAGGUCCACGGAGGUCUAAUGGGAAUUCUUCAGAGAGCAAUGGUGAGGUCUUGCCCUCAUGUCUGGUUUGAGCGGUCAGAGAUGAAAGAUCGCCAUCUAGUGACCAAAAGGUUAAAGGACCAUGUGAAUGACAAGACCAAGCUUCCAAUAUUACUAUUUCCAGAAGGAACCUGUAUUAACAACACAUCUGUCAUGAUGUUCAAAAAGGGAAGUUUCGAAAUCGGAGCAACAAUAUAUCCUGUAGCCAUCAAGUAUGACCCAAAGUUUGGAGAUGCUUUCUGGAACAGCUCCAAGUACAGCAUGGUGAGCUACCUGCUGCGAAUGAUGACGAGCUGGGCUCUCGUCUGCAACGUUUGGUACUUGCCAGCCAUGCACCAACAGGAGGGUGAGGAUGCUGUCCAUUUUGCCAACAGAGUGAAGUCAGCUAUAGCUCACCAAGGAGGGCUGAUUGAUCUACAGUGGGACGGAGGUCUGAAGAGAGCAAAGGUGAAGGAUACGUUUAAGGAGCAGCAGCAGAAGAAGUACAGCAGCAUGGUGGUGGGAGAUGACAGCAGCGGAAACAGUGACUGAGAUUAACUUUCAGCACAAAGGACAAAUCGUCCAACUUGUUCUGACAAGAACCGAUGAUGGAAACAGACACAUUUACCUCUUUGUUGUUGUUUUUUUUUUACAUCGCCUGGACAUGGCAGGGAACGGCCCAAAUGGACUUUGAAAGAGGAGCAGCUAAAUGGAAACGAAGCGAUUCAAAUAAGUGCAAUAUUAAAAAGCAGAGAAAGAAAUACUCUGUUUUACAGCUGCUUAUCUAUUAUUGCUAUUAAAUACUAUUGCUGAAACACCUCAGGUUUUGGACUGAGUGUCCCUUUUAUAAGCUCAUAUGUUUUAAAACUAAUAUUUUGAUCAAGAAUGGAAUCAUCUUUGCAUGUUAACACUUAUUCUCAUAAUUCUGUCCUGGUUUACUGCAAAGCACAUUAUUGCACAUUAUCUGUUCCCAGAAAUUAUGUUUUUAACCUGAGUAACCAUUGACAUGUGUAACAGUCCAGUUUACUGAGUUUAAGAGGGAAAUUGUUUCACAGUAUCACACACAGCUUCG